CGGUGUGCUCAGACUUGCUUUAGUCCGGAGGAGUGAGGGCAGCACACUGUGUGAGAAGUCCGGCUUCCACACGGCGCAGGAUUCAUUAAUUUUAUUCUAUCAGUUUAUAAAAGGACUGCGUCUGUUUACCUGCCUGCCCGAGUUCAACACUGAGUCUCGACACUCACAUAAACCGGUCUAAUUAAAUAGAAGCGGUUUCCUGAAGUUGUUGGAGAGAAAUGGCGACAGACUCGUGGGCGCUGGCGGUGGAUGAGCAAGAAGCGGCGGCGGAGUCGAUAAGCAACCUUCAGUUAAAUGAGAAAGAAGACAAACCAAAGGAAAAACCAGAGGAAAAUGGAGCUAAGACAGCAGCUGGAGAGAAGACUGAGAAAACUGAGAAGACGGAGAAAACCGAGGAAGACGAUAGUGAGGACAAAGCAGCCCAGUCACUGCUAAACAAGUUAAUCAGAAGUAAUCUAGUGAACACAACCAAUCAAGUGGAAGUUCUUCAGAGAGAUCCGAACUCGCCGCUGUACUCAGUCAAGUCAUUUGAGGAGCUGAGAUUGAAACCUCCACUUCUUCAAGGUGUUUAUGCAAUGGGCUUCAACAGACCAUCCAAAAUUCAGGAGAAUGCUCUCCCUAUGAUGCUUGCAGAACCCCCACAGAACCUCAUCGCUCAGUCUCAGUCAGGAACGGGUAAAACUGCAGCCUUUGUCCUGGCGAUGCUCAGUCACGUGGAUCCCAACAACAAAUGGCCUCAGUGUCUGUGUGUCUCUCCUACAUACGAGCUUGCCCUCCAGACUGGCAAGGUCAUCGAGCAGAUGGGCAAAUUUUACCCUGAAGUCAAAUUAGUUUAUGCAAUCAGAGGAAACAAAUUGGAAAGGGGGAUGAAGCUUCAGGAGCAGAUUGUGAUUGGCACCCCUGGAACAGUCCUGGACUGGUGCCAGAAGCUCAGGUUUAUCGACCCCAAGAAAAUCAAUGUGUUUGUGUUGGAUGAGGCUGACGUGAUGAUUGCCACACAGGGUCACCAAGACCAAAGCAUCCGCAUCCAGAGGAUGUUGCCCAAAACUUGCCAGAUGCUCCUGUUUUCAGCCACAUUUGAGGAAUCUGUAUGGAACUUUGCGAAGCGCAUCGUCCCUGACCCCAACAUCAUCAAGCUGAAACGUGAAGAGGAGACACUGGACACCAUCAAGCAGUACUAUGUAGUCUGUAACAGCAAGGAGGAGAAGUUCCAGGCUCUCUGUAACAUCUAUGGGGCCAUUACCAUCGCACAGGCCAUGAUCUUCUGCCAUACGAGAAGAACAGCAGGAUGGCUUGCAGGGGAGCUGUCUAAGGAGGGCCAUCAGGUGGCGCUGCUCAGUGGAGAGAUGCAGGUGGAGCAGAGAGCUGCUGUAAUUGAGCGUUUCCGAGGUGGCAAAGAGAAGGUGCUGGUUACCACAAACGUCUGUGCCAGAGGUAUUGACGUGGAACAAGUUUCUGUGGUCAUCAAUUUCGAUUUGCCGGUGGACAAAGACGGAAACCCAGACAACGAGACAUAUCUGCACCGGAUUGGCCGCACAGGGCGAUUCGGAAAGAGGGGGCUAGCUAUCAACAUGGUGGACAGCAAGUUCAGCAUGAACGUACUUCACCGCAUUCAGGAGCACUUCAAUAAGAAGAUUGAGAAGCUGAACACAGACGAUUUGGAUGAAAUCGAGAAAAUCGCCAACUGAGGAGAAUGAUUCCGCCGCUAGUGCAGGAGCAGCAGCAGCGAUAGCAGCACUGUGCAUUCCCGCAGUGGUUUUAACUUGUAGGCUGGAGCGGAACUAAGCCACGGAGGACGUUUUUAUAAGGAACGUGGCCAUGUCUUAUCAGAGGGUGUCUUUAUAGGUUUUAGCGUUUUAACCCUUUGUUUCACUCUUUGUACUUCUAAAUAAAAUCUGAAUGUGUA
Molecule: messenger RNA, 1906 nt
Organism: Astyanax mexicanus (Mexican tetra)
Lineage: Eukaryota; Metazoa; Chordata; Actinopteri; Characiformes; Acestrorhamphidae
Gene: ddx19b
Product: DEAD-box helicase 19b
Exons: 12
Coding region: 219-1688 (489 amino acids)
Biological process (GO): poly(A)+ mRNA export from nucleus
Cellular component (GO): cytoplasmic stress granule; nucleus
Molecular function (GO): RNA binding; ATP binding; RNA helicase activity
Source: RefSeq, a predicted model, not a curated record